Molecule: messenger RNA, 2499 nt
Organism: Centruroides sculpturatus (bark scorpion)
Lineage: Eukaryota; Metazoa; Arthropoda; Arachnida; Scorpiones; Buthidae
Product: sodium-dependent phosphate transport protein 2B-like
Exons: 5
Coding region: 218-1651 (477 amino acids)
Biological process (GO): sodium-dependent phosphate transport
Cellular component (GO): membrane
Molecular function (GO): sodium:phosphate symporter activity
Source: RefSeq, a predicted model, not a curated record
AUUUCUGUUAUUAUUUAUUUCCCUAGAUUUAACCACUAGUGGCAAAGUCAUCAGAGUAGUAACUGGAUUAGCAAAAGUUGUUGCUCUCCUCACUCUGCUUUACUUCUUCAUUUGCUCGUUAGACUUUUUAAGCUCAGCAUUCCGUCUCCUGGGUGGAAAGAAAGCAGGACAAGCAUUUCAAGACAAUAAAUUACUCCAGAAUCCAAUUGUUGGUCUGAUGAUAGGUGUUCUGGCCACAGUUCUUGUUCAAAGUUCCUCCACAUCAACCUCUAUUGUUGUCACCAUGGUUGGAAGCAAACUUAUAUCCGUCAGUAAUGCUAUUCCCAUUAUAAUGGGUGCCAACAUUGGAACGUCCGUAACAAACACAAUUGUUUCUCUAAGUCAAGUGAGUGAUCGCAAUGAAUUUCGAAGAGCUUUUGCAGCUGCAACAGUCCACGAUAUGUUUAACUGGUUGACUGUUAUAGUAUUAUUGCCAAUUGAAAUUAUAACAGGUUAUCUGAAAAAAUUGACACAAGAAAUAAUAGAUUCUACAGAAUGGUCACAAAGCAAAGAAGGUGUUAAAAUUGAAUUUUUAAAUAAAUUGACUAAACCAUUUACAAACUUGAUUAUACAGAUUGAUAAAAAAGUAGUAGAAAAUUGUUUCUCUAAGUCAAUAUAUCAUAUAUUAUUUUCAGGUAAAUUUCUUUUGAGAGGAUUGGAUUGGGAUGAUUCCAUUAUUGGAGCAGUAAUGUUAAUAAUUUCUCUUGUUAUGUUAUGCUCAUGUCUUGUGUUGAUGGUAAAACUACUCCAUUCCAUGCUGCGUGGACAAAUUUCUGUUAUCAUCAAAAAAGUUAUAAAUUCUGAACCACGAUUUCCAUUUUCCAUCCUCGUUGGUUACUUGGCCAUAUUAGUAGGAUGUGGAAUGACAAUUUUAGUUCAAAGUAGUUCAAUCUUUACCUCUGCUCUAACACCUUUGGCAGGUGUUGGUAUCAUAUCUUUGGAAAGAAUAUAUCCACUGACAUUAGGUUCUAAUGUUGGAACAACCACUACAAGUUUAUUAGCAGCUUUGACAGCUGGGAAAAAAGAAACACUACAAAUUGCCUUCUGUCAUUUGUUUUUCAAUCUCAGUGGCAUUUUAUUGUUUUAUCCAAUUCCCUACAUGAGAGUACCAAUCCCUUUGGCUAAGUUAUUGGGAAAUAUUACUGCAAAAUAUCGAUGGUUUUCAGUUUUUUACCUUAUUAUGAUGUUCUUUGUUUUGCCAGCAUCUAUAUUUGCUUUAAGCUUAGCAGGCACUACAAUCUUCAUGAUAAUUAUUGGCAUAGUUUUAGUAUUGCUCACUAUCAUCAUCAUUAUCAACGUAUUGCAAUGUAAAAAGCCUAGUCUAUUGCCCGAAUUUUUAAAAGACUGGAAUUGGCUACCAGAAUUCAUGCACUCUCUGGAUCCUCUAGACAGGCUGAUCAUUCGGAUAUUUGGGGUCUGUAAAUGCUGUCAAUGUUGCCUACAACCUCAAAAUGCUCAUGAUGGAGCAGCUUUGGGUAUAACAACCCAUCAAUCAGCAGUAAACAUUUUAGAAUCUGCUUCUCAAUCAAGCGAAUGCCAUGCACUAAAUGGAUUUGAAAAUUCUGCAUUUGUUUGGUCAGGAAAGCCAAGUUCAGAAAGCACAAUGCUGUGAUAUGACAAAUUUUAAAUAUAAUUAAAGAAGGGCAGGAUAUCAUGAACAGAAAUUUGAAUUUAUUUUAAUUGUGUAAAAAUAAUACUGUUUUUACUUUUUAUUGAACAUUUACAAAUUAUGGUAAAUAUGGGUUAAAUGUUUAAAGACAAUUGUUUUGAAAGAUUUAUUAUUCAGAAUAUGAAUAACUUGUGAAACAACGACAUAUUUAUUUCCUAGAGAUCUUAUGCACAAGCUACAGAUGCAAAAUUCUGGUAAUUUAAUACUGUAAAAUAACACAUAUACCCCAGAUAUGUAUGUAAUAUAAUAAUGGAUUACAAGGGAAUUUUAAAAAUCACAUCAGAAUCUUGUACAGUUAUUUUGCAAUAUACCAAAAAUAUAAUAUUAAUCCAAUCAUGAGACCAUGGUACCAUGAUUGGAUAGUACAAUAUUAUUUACUUAUACUGUCAUAGCAUUCUAUCACAAAUAAUUCUUUGUAAUAAAAACUGUUAUUGUUUUUUAUUCAAUUAUUUUGAAAAUUCAGUAUCUUUGUCUCUAAAAUCAUUAUUUUUUUUCAUACAUAUAACUUAUAUGUAAUGUUGAUGCAAAUGCCAAAGAUUUCUUAUAAAAGUGUAGUAGAUAAUAUUUUUGGAGGUAACAGUAAUUUUCAAUAAUUUUUCUGUAUUGUAUGCAUACAAAUUUUUUAUUUUAUUUUCUUUGGAAUUAAAUAAACUACAUAAAAUAGUUAAAAACUCAAAUAAAAAAAAAAAACAGUUUAAUGAAUAAUAAAAGUCUAUUCCUUGAUAUUUGAGAAAUCUGUGCAAUAUCCUAUUAACUUAUCCCAACAUCUGAGUUAAUGAUCAAUAUCAAAU